AUGAUGCUAAUUUAUUUUUUCACUCUUUUAUGGGUUACUUUGGCUUAAGAUUGCUCAUUACUGCUCUCUUUGCCUAAACCAGCCAACACUUAAGGAUAUGAAUGCUUAAUCAGCACAUCAACAACAUUCGAUGAUACAUAUUUAUAAAACAAUUGGAGAUUUUAAUCAGCAACUAUUAAUCAUCAAAUUAGCUCUGCAUAGACAUUAGUAAGAUAACCUUGCGCUAAUCUUAUUUAACCCACAAAGUAAGUUAAGAAUUCUAUUGGUAUAGCUAUUGAUAAAACAGUAUCAGCAUAAUAUUUGACUGCAAUAUAUAUAAGCUAUGACGUUUAUUUCCAAUAGAUUCCAGCAUAUUUUUAUUUUGAGGCAAGUUGGUUCGGAAGUUACUACUAUAAUGUAAAUUAUACCAGCUCAAAUUUUACAUUGUCUAACAUUUAAUAAGAUAGUUGCUCUCCAAGUUAUUAUUACAAAAGCUUCUUUGAAAAUAUAACUUACAUUCCUAAAUUUCCAAAGUCUGUUUCAACUUCCUUUUUGCUUGCACUCUACAGUAGCUAUAAUACCUACAUGAUGAACUCAAUAUCAAAUUGUCCUGUUGGCUGUGCUAAUACUUGCACUACAACUGGUUAGUGCAGUGUUUGUUCUAGUGGUUACAAUCCUGUAGGAAAUAAGUGUGUCAUAUAGUGUUAGCCUAGCUAAUAUAGGGUAUAUGACUCAGUGUCUACUAAACAAACUUGCUUGCCUUGUAUGGCUAAUUGUAAUUCCUGUUCUGAUAAUAUUACUUGCAGCAGCUGCGCUACUGGAUAUACUUAUGCGUUCGUUAAAGGUUAAAAUUAGUGCUAUCCCUCAUGCAAAUAACCUGCUUAGUAUAUAGAUCCUAAUGGAGUAUGCUAAAACUGCAUUUAAAAUUGCAGUUAAUGCUCAUAAGCUAAUACAUGCGAUGUUUGCUAAUAAAAUUACAUGAAAACUAUGCAAAAUACUUGUUUAUGUUAAGGUUAUGUAAGUAAUAAUUAAUGCUUAUCUUGUUAUGAUUAUUGCUAAACUUGUACUGAUGGAUAAAAUACAAGUUGCUUAUCUUGUAUCAGUAAUUAUUACCCAGUUAUGAAUUCUUAGAAUCAACUAUAAUUCGAAUGUCUUUAAAUAUGUCCAAAUAAUUAUUAGUUAAUAAAUAAUACAUGCUAAUUAUGCAAUUAAAUUAUUUACAAUAGUUGUUUUAAUUGUCCUAAUACUUGCAGAUCUUGCUCAUUUUCUUCCUUAUAGAAUAAUUAAUGCUUAGAUUGUAACGAUGGGAUGUAAAUGGACCCUUCUACUAAAUUAUGCUAAUGUAAACUUGAUCCAAGAAAUCUGGAUUUCUACUACUGUAGUUUUAAUAAAAUUGCUGUAGUAUAAGCUACAUUUUCAAGCACUACUCCAACUUUAACUCUAGAAUUUGGAAUUAAUUUAGUUUCUUAAGCAGACUUAAAAUGUAGUUAGAUAUUUGCAGCUUCAACGCUUAGUCUUUUAGGUUCCAGUUCAUGUUCAAUUAGCUCAUCUUAAGUGAUUGUCUAUUUAAGCUAGGAUGCAUAAAUUAUGGUUAAUGACACUAUCAGCUUAACUACAAGUUCUUAAGUACUUUUAUUUUAAAAAGCUCCUUUGCCAAUAGAUACAAUAUAUCUUAUUUCUGUUGUUUAAGAGUCUAUUCCUCAUUAAGUUAAUGUUAAAUAUAGCUAAAUUAUCAACUCAUGUAAUGAUAUCACUUUCUAAAUUUAAAAAUUGUAAAACGAUGCAGGAAGAGGUUUUUUAUUUUUAGAAUGGAAAUUAGCUUAGCCACAAUCAUUUGAUUAACAAACUCUAUAAAAUUUAAAUUCCAUCCUAUAAAAUGCUAAUGCGUAAAAAAAUUAUACACUAGUAAUACCUAAAUAUGUUGUUCCAGCAAACACAAAUAUCACAAUUUAAUUGUAUUACAUGCUUAAAGUAUAUUCAACUGAUACUUUGUCAUUUACAACCUUCAACUAAAAAGGCAAAUAAAUUGCUGUAAAUUCCAUUUAAAAUUAAUAUCCACCGCUCUACAGAUACUUGGAUUUAAUAAUACAAUUUCAAUUUAAUUCAUUUGAGUGCGAUCAAACGGGAUUGCAACUCAGUUAAGAUAUUUAUGAUAUAGAAAUUACUUCCCAAUCUCUUCCAUCUUUAAAUAAUAACUGGAUGAAAUUCAAUUAGCAAGUUUUGAAAUUUGAAAUUUAACCAUACUCAGUUCCUUUCAACUCAAGUCUAGAUAUUCAGUUAUUUAUAUACCUAGAUAGCAAUAAAAAUGUUAACACCACAUACCAAUUAUCUAUUCCUUACAAGAUAUCUAACCUUUAGACAAUGAUUUUGAAUGGAGCAAAAAUGUUGGCUGAUUAUAAAAGUGAUAUUACUAUUAGCGGAAGUGUUAGAGAUUUAGAAGUUCAAGAUCCUAAAUCACCUUAAGGCAUAAAUUUAAGUUGGUAUUGCUACUCUAUAGGAUCAGAUAUGGGAGACAAUUAAUGCUAUACUUAUUUGAAAUCAGUUUAUGAUGUUCCUUAAAAUGUUUUAAGCUUUAAUAUAUCUAGUGGCACAUUUAAUCCUUAUCAAGUUCUCUAAUUUACAUUAUCUGGUUCUAAAGAUAAAAGAAUUACCAAUGCUACUCUUUUAAUUAUCUUAGCUGAAAUAAAUCUACCUCCUCUACUCGUUUAAUUCGAUGAUCCCUCGUAAAUUGAUCAAGUUAAUAUUAAUGAGGAUAUUUCUGCAACUCUUGUAUAUGGUUCUAAUGUACCAUCGGAUAUUUUAACAUAUGCUGGUGCUAUUCUCUACAACAACUAAGUCGUUGGUGUAAUUAAGUUUGACUUCUACAAAGUUAAAUUCCGUAUUUGGGAUUAUUUCUCAAAUAUAAAUAUAGCAAAUCCUGUUGUUCAAGUAAGAUUUACUGUUUACAAUCCUGCUAAUAUUAUGCCAAGUCUCAGUGUGACAAACUUCAACAUUAAUAUACCGCCAUAAAACUGUGUACUUUCUAUUUCUCCUUAAAGUGGAUUCACAUUGACAACAAAAUUUGUUAUUUAAUUUACUGGAUGCUCAAGUCCAAAUAACCCUUUGACUUACUAGUUCUUUUACUAUAAUCAAAAUUCCGAUUUAAAAUAAGAAAUAUAAAUCCCUUAAAAUAUUUUAAGAAGACAAUUUUAAGAUCAAAAUACAAUAAAUUAAGUAACAACAUAUCUUCCAUCAGGAAACAUAGUCAUUUUAGGUUAAGCAAUGGACUCUUAUUUAGCUGUGUACAACACUACUUUAUAAGUGAGUGUUUCUCCUUUCUAGGGAAGUGAAUAAAAUUUAUUGGAUUUAUUAGAUGAAUCUCUUUCUGAAUAAAAUACUGACUUACAAACCAGUUAAAUUAUAAAGAAUUUAUGUGUUAUUGGUGAAGAAUUAGCUAAAAAUAAUACUCUUUAUUAUCUUGAUUCAAUUAGUUAAAGAAAAUUGCUCUUGAUAUCAGCGAUUAUCAAGAUGACUAAUUUGUUGCCUAGCUCUUCCUUUUUAUCAACUUUCUCUAAUAAAAUUAUAGCAAAUCUUUAAUUGUCAUUAAGCUCUUAAUAUUAAUAAUAAAAUUAAAAUAUUUUAAAUCAAGUUAAUUUAGUUUUGCAGAAGCAAAAGCAAUUAAUUGCAACAAAUAACUUGAACAAUAAGCUUUAAAAUAACAAUGAUAUAAUUCUUUAAAAUUUGGUUGAUUCCUUUAAAAUUUUAAACUCAACUACAUUAACUAUAUCUCAGACUCUCUAGUAAAUCAGUAAUAACAAUGGCAAUAGACUUUUAAGCAUGUAAGAUGAAAUCACAUAUAAAAAUACAAUUGAAUCUUUGAGAGCUCUUGCUUCUUCUUUUCCUCAAGAUAUCUUACAAUAAUAAAUGAACAUUUCAGAUUAAAUAGGAAAUCUGCUAAAUAACAUCACACUUCCGAAUUAAGGGCCAUUAUAAUUAGAAGGAAACUUGAUUUCAAUAAACACAGAGCAAAUAACUGCAAAGAACCUUCAGAAUUACUAUUAUAUGCAAAAUAAGCCUUUGAAAAACGAUUCAAGUAUUUACAAUGUUGUUAUUACUAACUAUUCUUCAAAUCCUUUCAUUAAAACUCCAGGAUUUCAAUCAUAUAUAGCUCAAAUAGAAAAUUCAACUCCUGGCAUACAAAUUUCUUUGAACUCAGUUGUGAAACCACUAGUUUAAAGUAUAGACAAUACUCCAAGCCCUAAUUUAAACAAUUCACUUGAGCUGUAAUUUUCUAAUAUUAAAUAAUCAAAGUACAAUUUAACUUGCUUGUAAUAAUAAUCUGAUUAAAGUUGGCUUUAAUCAUAGUGUUAUUUGAUAAAUUCUACUGAAAUUGGAUCAUAUACAUGUAUUUGUAAAGAUCAACGUCCUACAACAGUAACAGAGGAUUUAAGAGAACUUUUAAUAAAUAAGAAUUUACAAACUGCUUUUGGCUCUUAAGGAAUUAAAAAUAUUUCUAACUUCACAACGUUCUAUGAAUAUGCUGUAUUUUGGGUACUUAGCUCAGUAACGUUGAUUUAGAUUGGAUUAUGCAUAUUUGGUUAUUUAUUAGAUUAAAAAAAUUAAUUUUCGUCUAUAAUCAGUGGGUCUAUGUCAACAGUAAGCCCAAUUUCUUUAGCAAAUAUAAUAAAAACUGAACAAAAUAUUACUGAUGAAUAACAGUAACUAAAAAUGAAUUAAUUAAAAUAGCAAUCAUUAUAAUUUUAGCAAACAAAUUCAAUUCAGGAUUAAUUUCAACCAAAAUCACAGUCACAAAGAGGGAUACAAUCAAAUAUAAAUUUAAAAAGACCUGAAUAAAAUUUUUAAGGUGAAAGCAAACUAAUUAUUUAGUAAAACUAAGAAAUAUAUUUUGAAAGGAAUAAUGAUAAAUAGUAGAACUUUUAAGGAGAGAAUGAUAACCAAAGCAUCUAAAGUAUUUAUCUUAAUUAAUAAGACUAAAAAGAAGUUCAGAAAAUAGAUUAGUCUGAUGAAAUUCUUUAAAAAAAUAAAGACAAGUAAAUAAAUACAUCAAACACCAAUCAAAGGAUCAAAGAAUACACAAAAGCUUCUUCAAGCCUCAAUAUGGAAAAAAAUCCUCAUUUUUCACUCAUUUAGCAGCAUCUUUUACGUACAUGA
Molecule: messenger RNA, 5130 nt
Organism: Tetrahymena thermophila SB210
Lineage: Eukaryota; Ciliophora; Oligohymenophorea; Hymenostomatida; Tetrahymenidae
Product: REJ domain protein
Exons: 8
Source: RefSeq, a predicted model, not a curated record